GGGCGGCAGAGGAGCUCGCGGCCAUCUUUGUGCCGGGCAGCCUUGCCCACGUGAAGCCAGAUUCGGGGCCAUCUUUGUGUGGGGCUACGCAUGCGCAGGCACAGGCGCCGCUGCGAGGACCUACCACUGUGGAUCCGCUGGAGAUGGAGCGGUGGGCCCCCUGGCAGCUCCGGCUGUGGCUGCUGCUGCUACUCGUGCCCCCAGUACCUGGCCGCCAAAAGGAGUCAGGUUCAAAAUGGAAAGUGUUUGUUGACCAGAUUAACAGGUCUUUGGAGAAUUAUCAACCAUGUUCAAGUCAAAACUGCAGCUGUCAUCUUGGGGUCAUGGAAGAAGAUCUGACUCCCUUUCGAGGAGGUAUCUCUAAGAAGAUGAUGGGAGAGGUCAUGAGACGCAAGCUAGGCACCCACUAUCAGAUCAUUAACAACAGAUUAUACCGAGAAAAUGACUGCAUGUUUCCUUCAAGGUGUAGUGGUGUUGAACACUUUAUUUUGGAAGUUAUUGGACGCCUCCCAGACAUGGAAAUGGUAAUCAAUGUACGAGAUUAUCCUCAAGUACCUAAAUGGAUGGAACCUGCUAUUCCAGUCUUCUCUUUUAGUAAGACAUCUGAAUACCAUGAUAUCAUGUAUCCGGCUUGGACAUUCUGGGAAGGGGGACCUGCUGUUUGGCCAAUUUAUCCUACAGGUCUUGGACGGUGGGAUAUCUUUAGAGAAGAUCUAGCAAGGUCAGCAGCACAAUGGCCGUGGCAAAAGAAAAAUUCCACAGCGUAUUUCCGAGGAUCAAGGACAAGUCCAGAACGAGAUCCUCUUAUUCUUCUUUCUCGGAAAAAUCCAAAACUUGUUGAUGCAGAGUACACCAAAAACCAGGCCUGGAAGUCUAUGAAAGAUACCUUGGGAAAGCCAGCUGCUCAGGAUGUCCAUCUUGUGGAUCAUUGCAAAUAUAAGUAUCUGUUUAAUUUUCGAGGGGUAGCUGCAAGUUUCCGGUUCAAACAUCUUUUCCUUUGUGGUUCACUUGUUUUCCAUGUUGGCGAUGAGUGGCUGGAAUUCUUUUAUCCACAACUGAAACCAUGGGUUCACUAUAUCCCAGUCAAAACAGACCUCUCCAAUGUCCAGGACCUGUUGCAGUUUGUAAAAGCAAAUGAUGAUGUAGCUCGAGCAAUUGCUGAAAGGGGAAGCCAGUUUAUUAUGAACCAUUUGCAGAUGGAUGACAUCACCUGUUACUGGGAGAACCUGUUGACUGAAUACUCCAAAUUCCUAUCCUAUAAUGUGACAAGGAGGAAAGACUAUGAGCAGAUCAUUCCCAAAAUUUUGAAAACUGAACUCUAGUGGUCAUCAUCAGAUAAUAGUUCUUUCUUUGGAGUGAAUCUUGGAUAUUCUAUGGUGAGGAACUUACCAUGGGGGCACUUUUACCCUGAAUAUUGUUAUCAAGCCAAAACUCUGAUUUUCCUUCUCAUGCUGCAUACAGAGGACUCUGGAAGAGGAUUCAAAUGAUAUAUGAUAUGAUAUAGAUAGAAAGCAGCUUACCACUUUGGUAGAAUAAGAAUCAAAAAGGAAUCAUGAGAUGUAGAUUUUGAACCCAGUUUAUUUGAACCUUUUAUUUUCUAAUGUCCAGUUGCAGAGCUUGUGCCUCAAAUUAUCCACAUAUAUAUUUCCAUCACUGUGAAAUUAACUGUAUGGGACAAUGCCUUUUGCUCCGUUAUUUGGAGCAAAACAUAAUCACUUGGAAUUAGUAUAACUCAUCAGUGAAAUUCUGCAGUUAUGCUAGGCUUGAUCUUUGUCUCUAUUGUUUUGUAGGAAAUACUACAACAUGUGAAAAAUACUUCUGGAUUAUUUCUUGAAAGGACUAAGAAUGCAGUGGUUUGUGCCAUGCAAUGAUACAGUUCUCUUUUAUAAAAACAUAAACUCUUGUACUCAGGAGGUUUCUAUACAUCAUGUAGUAAGGGGCCAAUUGCAUGAAAAUUACUGCAGUUGGAUAUCAAGUUCCCUCUUCUGUGCCUUCACAGCCUUUUGUAAAAAAUGGUCUUCAAAAAGAGAAAAGAUAAAACCUCUUAGUAAAUAUAGGAAGUAAUUCUUAUUUAAAGGAAUUGUGCAUCAAUAGCUAGUUCUUAUACUUCGUACACCUUAUAUAUUUUUUGUAUGUUUUUGUGCCACAUCCAGCAGUAUACAAGGAUUGCUCCUGCAAUCCUCUGCAUUCAGGAAUCACUCCUAGUGGUGCUCAGUGGGUCAUAUGGGAUGCCAGGGAUCGAACCUGGGUUGGCCACAUGCAGGGCAAGGGUCUUAUUCACUGUACUAUUGCUCUAGCCUCAUGAUAUUUUUUCAUUUUUUUUUUUUAUCCAUAGGGACCAUAUCUAUUGGUAUUGGAUGGAGAUAGGGUAGAGG
This is a messenger RNA of Suncus etruscus (white-toothed pygmy shrew), 2375 nucleotides long. RefSeq names its product protein O-glucosyltransferase 1 (gene POGLUT1). Gene Ontology annotation, molecular function: UDP-xylosyltransferase activity; UDP-glucosyltransferase activity. Gene Ontology annotation, cellular component: endomembrane system. The record is from RefSeq and is a predicted model, not a curated record. The transcript has 11 exons. The coding region runs from base 144 to 1322 and encodes 392 amino acids. Gene Ontology annotation, biological process: protein O-linked glycosylation; positive regulation of Notch signaling pathway. Lineage: Eukaryota; Metazoa; Chordata; Mammalia; Eulipotyphla; Soricidae.